Verruconis gallopava is the source of this 396-nucleotide messenger RNA. RefSeq lists its product as uncharacterized. The record is from RefSeq and is a predicted model, not a curated record. Lineage: Eukaryota; Fungi; Ascomycota; Dothideomycetes; Venturiales; Sympoventuriaceae. The transcript has a single exon. The coding region runs from base 1 to 396 and encodes 131 amino acids.
AUGUCUGCCGCCAUCCGCAUCGAGCUUUUCCCGGCAAAUCUCGCCAUCUUCAUCGACUUCUAUACCCGAAUCUUUGGAUUCAAGCUGCUCAAGCAGACAGGUAACUACGCUUACGUGAAUCGCGGCGGGAUUUACAUUGGCGCGAUCGAAACACCGAACAGCGACAGUCUCGCAACGAAGGCUAGUUAUCGCCAACCGUUUAAGGGCGUAGAGAUUGUGUUCGAAGUGCAGGAUCUGGUUGCGGAGCGAGAUAGAAUUGUCGGGCUUGGGUAUCAGCUCGAGAAGGACAUUGAGAAACAGGAAUGGGGAUUGGAGGACUUUCGAAUUGUGGACCCAGACGGCUAUUAUAUUCGUGUCACUACGCUGCCAAAAAGCGAGGAGGUGGCAGAUGCUUGA